Thecamonas trahens ATCC 50062 is the source of this 586-nucleotide messenger RNA. RefSeq lists its product as uncharacterized. The annotation marks the transcript as partial. The transcript has a single exon. The record is from RefSeq and is a predicted model, not a curated record. NCBI's taxonomy places the organism in Eukaryota, Apusomonadida, Apusomonadidae.
AAUGGCGGACUUGGUUGGUGCAAGCUCGCCGAGCAAGCGCAAGCGCGACUGCGGUGAGGAGGGAUCAAGUGCGAGCCGAGAGUCUAAGGUGGCUAGGCUGCUUGCCGGUACAACUGGCGAGCACGUCAAGACAAACUCGAUCUCAGCUCGGCCCAAGGCUACGGCGACUCGGGUGGUCCGGAUCCGCCGAAAGGGUGGCAAAGUAGUGGUCGACUGCGAUGUGUACAUCGGAAGGAACAUGUUUAUGGGCGGAUGGCGGCUGAAGAGAAGCAAGUGGGCCAAUCCGUUCUCGGUCAAGUCGGCUGGUUCGCACGCGGCUGCUUGCGCCGCCUACGAGCGGUACGUCCGCGCCCAGCCAGAUCUCAUGGCUGCGCUCUCCGAGCUCAAUGGCAAGACUCUUGGCUGUUGGUGCAAGCCCAAGCCGUGCCAUGGCGAUGUACUGGUCAAGCUUGUGGCCGAGGCCGGUCGUUUGGUGCCUGAACAAUGCGAAGAAUGAUGGAUGCGUGCCCGUUCGCCCUCUCGCACCUCUCCCUUACUCCUUCCUCGCACUCUUGCCAGCUCAUCAAAUCCAUUGUCCUUGUUCCUG